Messenger RNA from Phaethon lepturus (White-tailed tropicbird), 1808 nucleotides. RefSeq names its product Leo1, Paf1/RNA polymerase II complex component, homolog (S. cerevisiae) (gene LEO1). The transcript is spliced from 10 exons. Gene Ontology annotation, cellular component: nucleus; Cdc73/Paf1 complex. The annotation marks the transcript as partial. Gene Ontology annotation, molecular function: RNA polymerase II C-terminal domain phosphoserine binding. Lineage: Eukaryota; Metazoa; Chordata; Aves; Phaethontiformes; Phaethontidae. Gene Ontology annotation, biological process: transcription elongation by RNA polymerase II; positive regulation of transcription elongation by RNA polymerase II. The record is from RefSeq and is a predicted model, not a curated record.
AUUCUGAUUCUGGAUCUGAAUCUGAUUCUGAUCAGGAGAAUGCUGGCUCUGGUAGUAAUGCUUCUGGAAGUGACAGUGACCAGGAUGAUGACAGGGAGGCAAUAAAACCCAGUAACAAGGAGUUAUUUGGAGAUGAUAGCGAGGAUGAAGGGGCAUCCCAUCACACAGGGAGCGACAACCACUCUGAAAGAUCCUACAAUCGAUCUGAAGCGUCAGGACAUUCUGAGCAUGAAGAUAAUGAUCAGUCAGACGUGGACCAGCACAGUGUUUCAGAAGCUGCUCAUGAUGAUGACGAGGAUGAUCGCGGGCAUGGGUCAGACGAAGGCAGUCAUCAUUCAGAGGGAGAUGGUUCUGAAAAAGCACAUUCUGAGGAUGAGAAGUGGGGCAAGGAGGACAAAAGCGAUCAGUCAGACGAUGAAGAGAGACAGCAGAAUUCUGAUGAGGAGGAGAGACAGCAGAACUCUGAUGAUGAGGAGAAAGUGCAGAACUCUGAUGAAGAUGAAAGGCCACAGAUGUCUGAUGAUGAGGAAAGACUCCAGAACUCGGACGAGGAGAAAAUGCAGAACUCUGAUGAUGAUGAGAGGCCACAGGUCUCAGAUGAGGAGAAGAUGCAGAACUCUGAUGAUGAUGAAAGGGCGCAGCAUUCUGACGAGGAGAAAAUGCAGAACUCUGAUGAUGAUGAAAGGGCCCAGCACUCCGAUGAAGAGGAGCAAGAGCAUAAAUCUGAGUCUGCAAGGGGCAGUGAUAGCGAAGAUGAAGUUCUGCGAAUGAAGCGAAAGAAACCAAUUGCAUCAGAUUCAGAAGUGGACAGUGAUGCAGAAGGACAGAAAGAGCAUGCAGAUGUCAUGGACCUGUUUGGAGGUGCAGAUGACAUUUCCUCAGGGAGUGAUGGAGAAGACAAGCCACCAACACCAGGACAGCCCAUUGAUGAGAAUGGACUGAGUCAAGAACAGCAGGAAGAAGAGCCUAUUCCAGAGACUAGAAUAGAGGUUGAAAUACCAAAAGUAAACACAGACUUGGGUAAUGAUUUGUAUUUUGUGAAGCUGCCCAACUUCCUUAGCGUGGAGCCCAGACCUUUUGAUCCCCAGUAUUAUGAAGAUGAAUUUGAAGAUGAAGAGAUGCUUGAUGAAGAGGGUAGAACUAGGUUAAAACUCAAGGUAGAAAACACAAUACGAUGGCGGAUGCGACGAGAUGAGGAAGGGAAUGAGAUCAGAGAAAGUAAUGCACGGAUAGUCAAAUGGUCAGAUGGAAGCAUGUCUCUCCACUUGGGCAAUGAGGUCUUUGAUGUGUACAAGGCGCCACUACAGGGAGAUCACAACCAUUUGUUUAUCAGACAAGGGACAGGUCUGCAAGGACAGGCUGUUUUCAAGACAAAGUUAACCUUCAGGCCACACUCUACGGACAGUGCCACUCACAGGAAGAUGACUCUGUCUCUGGCAGAUAGAUGUUCAAAGACCCAGAAAAUUCGUAUUUUGCCAAUGGCAGGUCGUGAUCCAGAGUCUCAGCGCACAGAAAUGAUUAAGAAAGAAGAGGAGAGAUUAAGAGCUUCCAUUCGUAGAGAAUCUCAGCAGCGAAGAAUGCGGGAGAAGCAGCAUCAGCGUGGUCUGAGUGCAAAUUAUUUAGAACCUGAUCGUUACGAUGAAGAGGAUGAGGGUGAUGAUGCAAUCAGUCUAGCAGCUAUCAAAAACAGAUACAAAGGUGGCAUCAGAGAGGAACGUGCUAGAAUCUACUCUUCUGACAGUGAUGAGGGCUCAGAUGAAGAUAAAACACAAAGACUACUCAAGGCAAAGAAACUUACUAGUGAUGAG